CCUGCAAAACAUAGUUUCUGUUUUCACUCCACUUGUUUGUUGUAUUCGCUCAAGUUUAUUACUUUCUGUUCCUCUAAGCUUCGAGAAGAUGAGCGAUCUGGACUUGAAUGACCACCACAGGAAGAACCUGUCCUCUUACCUUCGCUUCUGCAAGUACCAGAGAGCCCACAGACUGAGGUCCGUCGACGCUUGCUUUCAGGAUGUCAAGGAUACCAGAAUCGUGGAGGACACCUACACCGCGGACGAAAUGACCGAGAUCCUCGACUCCCUAGCUGACGUCGUGCGGGCGGAGGUCGAGGGCGAACUCAUCCACGACACUCACACCAAUUCCCUCCUCCUCUCCCAACUCUUCGGGCAGGCACAGAAGUGGCACUUGGACCUCCACGUGGAUACGUCCGACCUCGAGAACCAAGACCUCAUAGAGGAAGUCAGGAAGUUCGAGGAUCUGGAGCUGCAAGGGCGCGGAGUGGAGAUGCCCUCGCCCCAGAAGAAGACCUUGGCGCCCUUGAAUGACGGAGGGGCGCCCGUUGCCCUCCUCCAGAACCGUAUCCAGACGCUGACUGAAGAAAACAACGAACUCGCGGAGAAACUCAGGUCGUUGGACAACCAGCUAUCAGACGCAAUAAAAGCCAGGACAGAAUCCUUCCUCGCUCUGCAGUCUACCAAGGAGGAGUUAGCGAAGCUAAAGGAUAAUGUUUCCUCUAGGCCGACGGUGGACGACGUUUCGGAGCUUUCAGACGAGGUGGAGAAGAUGCGCCUCGAGAUGACCUCCCAGAGCCAGAUGCACGAGGAUACCCAUGAGCAGCUGAGCAAGGACCUCACCUCCUACAAGAACAGCCUCAUGCAGGUCAAGUCGCAGCUUAUGUUGGCUGAGAAAGAACUAGAGAAGAAGUUUUCGCAGACCGGUGCCUACCAGAACAUGAAGAAGAUGCUGAACAAGAAAAACGAGCAGAUUAAGCAGAUGAGGCAGAAACUGGACAAGUACGAGCCAGACACUGAGGAAUUGGUCGAGGAAUAAUUCGAGGAAAAGGGAGAGGAGUAAUAAAUAAGAUAACGAGCUUAAGCAUCAUAUUAUUUAGUUAAUAACUGUGCGACAAUACUGCCCCAUCUUAUAAGGUUGUUCUCCGUUUUCUCUUCUCUCUUGCUAGUAGGCCAAUAAAUGUGCGUAAACUUACUUGCAUAGUAUUCUUGUACUUUUAAGCAUAAGUACAUAAUAGAGCUUUGCCGAUCUCUAUAUAUGUACCCAUUUAUUUAAUCUAUUUAACGUGUUAAAUAUCUUUGUCUCUAGUGUAAAUUUCCUUAGAGAAUUUUACUUUCAUAUUCA
Messenger RNA from Macrobrachium nipponense, 1324 nucleotides. RefSeq names its product leucine zipper transcription factor-like protein 1. Bases 89 to 1018 code for a protein of 309 amino acids. The record is from RefSeq and is a predicted model, not a curated record. The transcript is spliced from 7 exons. Gene Ontology annotation, biological process: negative regulation of protein localization to cilium. Gene Ontology annotation, cellular component: cytoplasm. Lineage: Eukaryota; Metazoa; Arthropoda; Malacostraca; Decapoda; Palaemonidae.